Messenger RNA from Dromiciops gliroides (monito del monte), 4048 nucleotides. RefSeq names its product glycosyltransferase 1 domain containing 1 (gene GLT1D1). The record is from RefSeq and is a predicted model, not a curated record. Lineage: Eukaryota; Metazoa; Chordata; Mammalia; Microbiotheria; Microbiotheriidae. The transcript has 12 exons. The coding region runs from base 33 to 1091 and encodes 352 amino acids. Gene Ontology annotation, molecular function: glycosyltransferase activity.
UGCUGGGAGCGGGAGCCUUGGCCGGCCGGUCCAUGGCCAGGGUAGCUCGUGUCCCGACUGGCAUCAUGCGGAUCCUCUUCCUGGCCGUGCUGCGGGCGCACACCGGCAACGCCGUGACGGCCGCGCGGAUCCGGGAUCAUCUAGAAGCCGUAGGUCACACGUGUAUCCUGCAAGAUGCCCUUGACUUUGAAAGCCCCUCUGCACUAGCCAGCCUAAUCAGCGCUGAGAAGUUUGAGGCAGCCCUGGCCCUUCAUCUGUAUAGAGGAGGCAGACUUUUACAAGGCCAAAAAAUACCUUUUGGAAUCAUCUUCGGAGGAACAGAUAUAAAUGAAGAUAUUAACCAUGGAGAAAAGAAGCAGAUAAUGGGUACUGUUCUAGAAGAAGCCAGAUUUGCCGUGGCUUUUACAGAGUCAAUGAAGGAAAUGGCACUAACUAAGUGGCCACAUGCUAAGGGUAAAAUCCAUGUCCAGAACCAAGGAAUUUCAACCAUGCCAAAUGUCACCUUUAACUGGAACACAUUUCUACAAAGUGCAGAGAUCAACCAAAGUGCUGAUAAUUUGCACAUAUUUAUUUUGAUAUGUGGACUUAGGCGAGUCAAAGAUCCUCUUUAUUUGGUGGAUGCCUUUUCAGAAUGGCACCAAGAAGAACCCAAUGUUUACAUGGUUAUUGUGGGACCUGAAGUUGAUCCAGUGUUUACAAGUGAAGUGAAAGCCAGAGUGAAAAGGGCAGCUGGGGUACAAUUGAUGGGGGAGAUGCCUCAAGAAGAUCUUCACGCCAUUGUGAAAAAUUGCUUCGCUGUCGUGAAUACCUCUGUUUCAGAAGGAAUGUCAGCUGCAGUUCUGGAGGCAAUGGACCUGGAAGUCCCCGUGUUGGCAAGAAAUAUUCCUGGCAAUGCGGCCAUUGUUAAGCAUGAAGAGACAGGAUUAUUGUUCUCCCAUCCUCAGGAAUUUGUUCAGCUGGCCAAAAGACUGGUCAAUGAUCCUGUGUUAGAAAAGAAAAUUGUGACAAAAGGAAAAGAAUAUGCAAGAUUGUGCCAUUCAUGGAAAUCUGAAAGAGACACCUAUCAAAAUCUUAUGCGGAAACUUCAAUGAAUCACCGAGCAUUCGGAAAAUGUGCAUGGCAUUCAUCAUGUGUCACUUCAAAUCAGUUAUAAACAACCCAUGUAAUACCCGUGGGUAUUACAUCCAGACCCGGUUUUAGGGCAGUGGGGUCCACUUCAGUAAAAUCCGACAGGUUUCACUGGAAUCUUAGAGGGAGCCGGAUGUUCAGUGAUGGAAUGGUCACUCAAACCCUGAAGUUAGAAAUCCAUCCAGUACUUUACAAUUGUCCUGUCAAGUAACAUCCCCAGUGAAUUGUAUCAACCAAUUGUGAUGAAGGUUCAGAAGCUAAUUUCUGGGAAAUUGGUUUUAUGGGGAACUGGGGUUCAAAGAAUCUAUCCCAGAGGAGCAUACCUAUAGUUUUCAGGCAUUCAAACCUCUAGUGCACACAUAUUCAACACCAAUCCCCUCCUCUGCCCAUCCAUACAUCUUUUUUUUUUUUUUAAUUUGUGGAAUAAAGCAAGACUUUCUAUAACUCACUACAAUAAAAAAGAUGGUUGCAGAUGAAACUGCAAAUCUACUAUGCACAACUUGCUAUUCCUUUCAAAUAUACAACAAAAUUAUUGCAUAUAUUUCUUUUUUAAAAAAUUCCUCACCCCUUACCCUAGAGAUAGCUACCAUUAGCUUGGCGAAUAGUCAACAACAUUUUAUAAAAUGGGAAAGAAAACCUCAAGGGAAAAAUGUCCUUUAUGUUCUUUUUUGUAAAGUGAAUUAAAUACAUAUUUUGACAUUUAAAUCUUAGGAAUGUAGAUACCAGGCAUAUGAAGUGUUGGAUAUAAAGGCUGGCAAUCUAUGGGUUGGUUUGUACUUAGUGUUUUAAAGACCUUUGGGUGGAAUUCCUGCACUAAAGUUCUGCUCUGAUACCCCCUUGUGGCAUGGGAGGGGACCUUGGGAUUGGUCUAUGGAUCAGCCCAGCUUCAGAGAGGCCCAUCAGAUUGACUUCAGGAUGAUGCAUUUUUUGGCUGGCACAGUCACAAGGACCAUCUGCUAAAUCUUGGAGGGGGUGUGAUCUGUCCCUGGGGAGGGAGUACCCCUACCCAUGAAAUGCCAGAUCCUGGAAUCAUUGAAGUCAGCUACACUGAAAACAGUGAUAUAAAAUGGUUUAUUGCCCAGGCAUGUAGUCACUCAUCAGUUAUGUAAUUAAAAGAUGCUGACUGGAGUCUGGAGGAAAGCAGCAGAACUCAGAAUAGUUGGCUUGUUCCAGUUUGAGGAGGUGAGGAGGAUUAAGCCUAGCUUGGAAAGAGGCCAUAUGAUCUGGAGUACCCCCGAGUCAACCUUAGUCUGGAAGAGGCUGGUCUGGGGUAUGCCAGGCUCAUUUCCCCUUACCCUCCUCCCCCUGCUUCAAGAGCAAGAAGGCUGAGAGUUAUCUGAUGCCAAUUGAGAACAUCCCUCCACCCUCCAUCCUCCCAUGGCAGACUUGGGGUCUGUGUUGGCAAGAGAACCAUUGAUUCUUUGUUACGUGCACUGUUCAAUUUAACCUUUUAAUUGUGCUGUACAGUAUAUGUUAAGGAUAGGAAGUGGACUUGUGAUUUCGUUGCUCUCGAGACUUCCCAAGGGCAGAAAUUACCCCUAUAGCCAAUUCAUGUGGAAACAGCUAUGUACUUUAAUGUUAGAGAGAUGAGAGGUUGUGACCAGCUCAAGGUCAAAGCCAGUUGUCAGAGGGAGGACGCGAACCCUAGUCUUUCUGGUUUAGUCAUUGUUUCCUGUCCAUUACACCACACUGCCUCUUGCAUUAAUUAAUACACAUUAAUCCCUUGUAGCAAUGUUCACUUAACCAGCAGCUAUGAACAAUUAGUAUCCACAAAGUGCUUUUCAUAUAUUAGCUCACUUAGUCGUCACAACAACCCUGUGAAGUGAGUGUGUUAUUACCCCAUUUUACAGAUUAGAUGACUGAGGCUGAAAGAAUUAGGUGACUUGUUCAAGGUCAUGCAAAUAGUAUCUGAGGCAGGAUUCAAACUUAGGUCUUCCCAAGUUCAUAAUUCCCAUCUCCUACCUGCCUCUGAAUUUGUCUUGAAAAAAUCCCUUUUGUGGGUAGCAGUCUGUUUAUUUUUCAUGGGUGUGCUGUCACCCAGUAAGGAAGGGGGAAGGAGCAAACCAAUUGAUUGGAACCCAUGAUAUAGGCACUCAAGCGCUUCAUGUAAAAAGGGAGAGUAAAGCAGGCAAAUGUUAUCUGGGGCCACCCUCCUCCCAUUUGAGAAAAUCCUAUAUUUAAAGAGGUUUUACUGCUGUGGUGCCUGCCAGGGGUGAUCAGAGCUAGCUGUACUUUUAGAUGCACAUUAAGCUAUUUUGGACCCAAUGCUUUCCAGUCUUUCUAUUUUUAAAAUAAUGGGUUAAAACUGUAUCUGUUGUGAAAUUUUAAAAAUUGAUCUCAAAGUCAACAAAUUCUGGUAACAGCUUUUGACAGACCUCUCAGCCCUUCCGUGUAACAUUCCACCAUCUUUAUCUCAGGUGUUUCUUCUGAACACAGGCCCAUUUCCCAAAGGCCUUUGUGGGUGAGUCACUGGGGGGAGGGACGCGCGCCGCCCCCCCCCCCUUCUCCAGAACUGAAAACAGCUGCUAAGAGCCUUUGGUGGAAGGCUGUGCAGCAAUCUGCUUUGUCUAAGGGACUAAAGGGCUUGAGAAGCCAUAGCUGGGCCCAGAGAUAGGACAGCAGAGCCCAGCAGCUGGAUUCAGGCAGGGAGUGUCCAGCGUCUCCAAUAAACUGUGAAUGCAGCUGAAUCUGCCUUGAGCAAAAUGGCCCCAAAAGGAGGGACCACUGUAUCUUGUGUUCAUUUCUCUACUGUCAAAUGUUGCUGCUAUUAUAAAAUGCCGAUUUUUCGGAAACCUGGCUCAGUCUUUCAUUGAACGGCAUUAAAAAGGCCAGAGUUCCCUGUUGUUAACUUAUGCUUUUAUUUUCAAAAUGUACACUAGAGUCCUUUGGUAAAGGGACAUAUUUUUAAGACAAUAAAAAA